UUGACCGAAGCAAGUGCGGUGAUUAGAGUGGAGCACGCACUUGUCACAGGGGCGCUGUCGGAAUCGCUGGUGGGCACAUUUCUGCCCUGUGAGGUUUUCUGGGCGCUCGGGGCUGCAGCAAAGCGUGGGCGCCCCCCUAUCCCCUUGGGCGCCCCGCCGCACGCACAUGGCCCGGCGGUAGGCGCGCGGUGCGGCCUGGGAGAGUCGGAAGCGCGACGAGGCCCGGCGAGGCGGCAGCGAAGAGCCAUGCAGGACGCGGAGAACGUGGCGGCGCCAGAGGCGGCCGAGCAGCGGGCCGAGAUCGGGCAGCAGCAGCCGACCGCCGAGCCGCCGCCGGGGGAGGAGCCGGCGCGGCCCGGCGCGCAGGAGGCGGCGGGCGGCGAGGACGAGGAGGCUGGGCCGGGGCCUGAUCUGCCGGCCGAGCCCGUGGCGGACGGGGAGGAGAAGGCCGACGCGACCCACGGCGUGUCCCCGCCGCCGCCCGAGGAUCCCCCCACCCCGGCCGCGGGCGAGGCCCCGGCGGGGCAGGCGCGGGACUCUGCGUCCGAGACCGGGUCCGAGGGAUCGGGCGGGGAGCCAGGCGGCGCGGCGGAGAACGGCGGCGCGGACGAGCCCUCCUUCAGCGACCCCGAGGACUUCGUGGAGGACGUGAGCGAGGAAGAAUUACUGGGAGAUGUACUCAAAGAUCGGCCACAGGAAGCAGAUGGAAUCGAUUCCGUGAUUGUGGUCGACAAUGUUCCUCAAGUGGGACCUGACCGUCUGGAGAAACUCAAAAACGUCAUCCAUAAGAUCUUUUCCAAGUUUGGGAAAAUCACAAAUGAUUUUUAUCCAGAGGAGGAUGGAAGGACAAAAGGGUAUAUUUUCCUGGAAUAUGCAUCCCCUGCCCACGCUUUGGAUGCUGUGAAAAAUGCCGAUGGCUACAAGCUCGACAAGCAGCACACGUUCAGAGUCAACCUCUUCACCGAUUUUGACAAGUACAUGACUAUCAGUGAUGAAUGGGAUAUUCCAGAGAAGCAACCUUUCAAAGACCUGGGAAACUUACGUUAUUGGCUUGAAGAGGCAGAAUGCAGAGAUCAGUACAGUGUGAUAUUUGAGAGUGGAGACCGCACUUCCAUAUUCUGGAAUGACGUCAAGGAUCCGGUCUCCAUUGAAGAGAGAGCGAGAUGGACAGAGACGUAUGUGCGUUGGUCUCCUAAGGGCACCUACCUGGCGACCUUUCAUCAGCGAGGCAUUGCUCUUUGGGGGGGAGAGAAAUUCAAACAAAUUCAGAGAUUCAGCCACCAAGGGGUUCAGCUUAUUGACUUCUCACCUUGUGAAAGGUACCUGGUGACUUUUAGCCCCCUCAUGGACACUCAGGAUGACCCUCAGGCCAUCAUCAUCUGGGACAUCCUUACCGGGCAGAAGAAGAGAGGUUUUCACUGUGAAAGCUCAGCCCAUUGGCCUAUUUUUAAGUGGAGCCAUGAUGGUAAAUUCUUUGCCAGAAUGACACUCGAUACUCUCAGUAUCUAUGAAACUCCUUCUAUGGGUCUUUUGGACAAGAAGAGCUUGAAGAUCUCUGGCAUAAAAGACUUCUCCUGGUCUCCCGGUGGUAACAUAAUAGCCUUUUGGGUGCCUGAAGAUAAGGAUAUUCCAGCCAGGGUAACGCUGAUGCAGCUCCCUACCAGACAAGAGAUCAGAGUUAGGAAUCUGUUUAAUGUUGUGGACUGCAAGCUACAUUGGCAGAAAAAUGGAGACUACUUGUGUGUUAAAGUAGAUAGGACUCCAAAAGGUACCCAGGGUGUUGUCACAAAUUUUGAAAUUUUCCGAAUGAGAGAAAAACAGGUGCCUGUCGAUGUGGUCGAAAUGAAAGAAACCAUCAUAGCCUUCGCCUGGGAGCCGAACGGGAGUAAGUUUGCUGUGCUGCAUGGGGAAGCUCCUCGGAUAUCAGUGUCUUUCUACCACGUGAAGAACAAUGGCAAGAUUGAGCUCAUCAAGAUGUUUGAUAAACAGCAGGCCAACACCAUCUUCUGGAGCCCCCAAGGGCAGUUCGUUGUGUUGGCUGGUCUGCGGAGUAUGAACGGCGCCUUGGCCUUCGUUGACACUUCGGACUGUACGGUCAUGAAUAUCGCGGAGCACUACAUGGCCUCCGACGUUGAGUGGGAUCCGACUGGGCGCUAUGUCAUCACCUCCGUGUCCUGGUGGAGCCACAAGGUGGACAAUGCCUAUUGGCUGUGGACUUUCCAAGGCCGCCUUCUGCAGAAGAACAGCAAAGACCGCUUCUGCCAGCUGCUGUGGAGGCCUCGGCCCCCGACCCUCCUGAGCCAGGACCAGCAAAUUAAAAAGGAUCUGAAGAAAUACUCCAAGAUCUUUGAACAGAAGGACCGUUUGAGCCAAUCCAAAGCCUCAAAGGAAUUAGUGGAGAGAAGACGGACCAUGAUGGAAGAUUUCCGAAAAUACCGGAAAAUGGCUCAAGAACUCUAUAUGGAGCAGAAAAACGCACGGCUAGAAUUGCGAGGAGGUGUGGACACUGACGAGCUGGACAGCAACGUGGACGACUGGGAGGAGGAGACCAUCGAGUUUUUUGUCACCGAAGAAAUUAUUCCUCUUGGAAACCAGGAGUGAUCCGGGAGCACUGUGGACAGCGAGCGGACGGUGUCCCCUUGUUGCAGCGUCACCGUGUGUUGUGCUGGAACCGAGGUCAUCCUUUUGCGGAAAGCCUGCCCACUCCUGACUUUUCACCUGCGCUUUCUCUCGCCCGGGCUGUGGCCACGCCUGGGACUCGCCGUCUCCACACGUCGCUGUGCCUUUCAGCCCCUGGUACCCAGGGUGGGGGAGGUUUGCCGGCGCUGCUCUCAGUUUUCUCUCGCUGGGUUUCUAAUCGCACCGAAGACUGGGCCCUGCCUCACAUGGCCAGCGCCGUCCACAGCUGCGCAGGGUCCCUCCAGGGCUCCCUGGCCGCCAGCAGGGAAGCCGCUUGGGGCACCAGCGCGUCCCCCGCCAUUCAGGUUGUGACAGGUUCUCUCAACAGGCUGAACGUGGAAAUAAAAGCAAACCUGUAUGAAAAAGC
Messenger RNA from Delphinapterus leucas (beluga whale), 3046 nucleotides. The record is from RefSeq and is a predicted model, not a curated record. Lineage: Eukaryota; Metazoa; Chordata; Mammalia; Artiodactyla; Monodontidae.